Messenger RNA from Amaranthus tricolor (Joseph's coat), 1449 nucleotides. RefSeq lists its product as uncharacterized. Gene Ontology annotation, molecular function: acetylglucosaminyltransferase activity. The record is from RefSeq and is a predicted model, not a curated record. The coding region runs from base 1 to 1449 and encodes 482 amino acids. The transcript is spliced from 3 exons. NCBI's taxonomy places the organism in Eukaryota, Viridiplantae, Streptophyta, Magnoliopsida, Caryophyllales, Amaranthaceae.
AUGAAACAUCCAAAAGAUCACUCUUCCUUCAUUAUAUUCCCUUCAAAAAAAAUCAUUUUUUCUCUCAUUUUUUGUCUUUUCCUUUCACUUUUUCUCACAAUCUACUCUCUUAAAUCCCUCUACUCCCCUCUUUCUCUCCCUAUCCACGUCUCGAUACCCGAACCUGAACCUGAACCUGAACCCGCACCUGCAUCCGACACAACCAAACUCAACCACAUUGUAUUUGGUAUUGGGGCCGCAGCAAAUAAAUGGGGCCGCCGCAAAGAAUUCAUUAAACUAUGGUGGCAACCCAACAUUACUCGUGGGUACGUCUUCCUAGACCGACCCGUUACCCUAUCAAAAACCGAAAAACUUAAUGAAUACCCGACCCUAAAAAUAUCCGAAGAUAUCAAUAAAUUUAAUUACCCGACCAAGUUGAGAGAUGGUAUCCGGAUAACCCGAAUCAUAUCCGAAUUGGUUCGGAUGGGUCUUGAAGACAUUAGAUGGUACGUUAUGGGAGAUGACGAUACUAUAUUUUUCCCGGAUAAUUUGGUUCGGGUCUUACAAAAAUAUGAUCAUAAUAAAAUGUAUUAUAUUGGGAGUAAUUCAGAAACACAUAUGCAAAAUCUUAAUUUUGCACAUGAUAUGGCUUUUGGUGGGGGUGGAUUUGCUAUAAGUUAUACUUUAGCUUUUGCUAUUGAAAAAAUUCAGGAUCGGUGUCUCCAAAGGUAUACGGGUCUAUAUGGGUCCGAUGAUCGGAUCCAGGCUUGUGUCUCCGAGCUCGGUGUCUCGCUAACGAAAGAACCCGGGUUUCAUCAGUUUGAUGUAUAUGGCAACUUAUUUGGUAUCCUAACAGCACAUCCAAUAGCACCAUUAGUGAGUUUGCACCAUUUAGAGAAAGUUGAUCCAAUCUUCCCUUACAUGGGUCGUCUUCAAGCCCUACAACGCCUAAAAAUUCCAUCAAAACUCGACUCAUAUUCUUUAAUGCAACAAUCAAUUUGUUACGACACAACCCGAAAUUGGACGAUCUCAGUCUCAUGGGGAUACGCAGUUCAAAUAAUACGAGGUACUAUAACACCAAGAGAAAUGCAAAGACCUUCUAGAACAUUCUUUAAUUGGUACAAAAGAGAUGAACCUUCUAGUUUUUCUUUUAAUACAAAGCCACUUAGUAAACACCCUUGUGAAAAACCCUACAUUUAUUAUCUUACUAAUGGUGUGUUUAAUGAUAUGGUUAACGAAAGUGUGACCGAUUAUUUGGUGCAUCAAAUGCCUCAUCCUUGGUGUUGGUGGGACAUGGUUGAUAAUCCUCAAAAGAUUCAUAGGGUUCAAGUUUAUAAGAAGCCUAAUCCAAAUAAAUGGGAUGAGGCUCCAAGAAGGGAUUGUUGUAGGGUGUUGCAAACAGACAAGCAAGAUACAGUGGUAGUUAAUGUAGGGGAAUGUAGAGAAGGGGAAGCCAUUGAACCACUAUAA